UGUCUGUGAUUGGUUGAGUUAUGAGGAAGCGGGCGGGUGCUUCCGGUUUGUGGAAUGUUCCUUUAUGGCUUCGUGUGUGUGCUAGAAACUGGGUGAGAUCUCCCGGUACCGGCAGCCCCUGAGCCCUGGUCACGCCCCCAGCUCCUCUCUAGCUCCCAAUUUCCCUCCAUUUCCUUUAGUCGCCCCUAUAUAUUCCCAGGGACCCCUUGUUAUUGGCCGAGGUACCUCAGAGUUUCUGUAAGUGCCCCAGCCCCUCCCCCAGGGGGAACCAGAAGUAAUUAAUGAGCAAUAUUAAUUGAUACCGGUUACAGCUCAACCUCAGGGCAAUAACAUGUAGUGACGUCACUGAUCUGCCCCUGAUACGUCACUGUCCCCUUUAUUGUGUCAGACUCUCCCCAAUAGGCCCAACCCCUGUAAGUAUUGCCCCCCUUCAUUUCUUAUUAGUACAAUCCCCCCUCAGUCACAUUGUCCCCCAAAUUCUCUCUCUAAUCACCCCAACAAUUAGCUGCUCAUGCCCCCAAAUAUCUGGUUACUCUCUGUACCCCAAUACCCCUGUAUAGAGCUGACUGUGUCCCCCAAAGCUGCUGGUUGUCUUUCCUCCCAGCCCCCAGUAUAACAGCAGUAUAGAAGUAUCCGGAGCAACAUGGAGCCCAAAGCCAAGGGGAAGCUGCUGGUCUCCACCGGACUCGACGCCAAAGAUGAGCUGGAAGAGAGGCUGGAGCGCUGCAUGUCGCUGGUGAAUUCCAUGACCAAUGGGGUGUCGGAGCGCGAGUCCAACGAUGCCCUCAAUGCUUACGUGUGUAAGGGAGCCACUCAGCACGAGGAGAUUUGCCUCGGUCUCUUCACUUUGGUCCUGACUGAGCCGGCCCAGGGGCAGAAGAGUUACCGGGACUUGGCGCUGGUUAGCCGCGACGGGCUGAACAUUGUUCUGAAUAAGAUAAACCAGCUUCUCAUGGAGAAAUACCUGAAGCUGCAGGACACCUGCCGGACACAGCUGCUGUGGCUGGUGAGGGAACUUGUGAAAGGAGGCGUUUUGGGAGCAGACGGCGUGUGUAUGACGUUCAUGAAGCAGAUAGCGGGGGGCGAUAUAUCCACCAAGAAUAUCUGGUUGGCCGAGAGUGUUCUGGAUAUUCUGAUGGAGCAGAAGGAGUGGGUGAUGAAGAGCAGUAUCCUGAUAGCCAUGUCUUUGUACACUUACCUGCGUCUCAUUGUGGACCACCACGGGACCCCACAGUUGCAAACGCUGAGACAGAAAGAAGUGGAUUUCUGCAUCAUGCUCCUUAGGGAGCGGUUCAUGGACUGCUUCAUGAUUGGACGAGACCUGGUCCGACUCCUUCAGAAUGUCGCCCGGAUCCCAGAGUUUGACCUGAUCUGGAAGGACAUGCUCCAUAACCCCCAGGCACUGAACCCACAAUUCACAGGAAUCCUGCAGCUCCUGCAGUCUCGUACCUCCCGCAAGUUCCUGGCGUGCCGUCUCACCCCCGAUAUGGAGACCAAACUGCUGUUCAUGACCUCGCGGGUGCGUUUUGGGCAGCAGAAGAGGUAUCAGGACUGGUUCCAGCGGCAGUACCUCUCCACCCCCGACAGCCAAUCCUUACGCUGCGACCUGAUUCGCUAUAUCUGCGGCGUGGUCCAUCCCUCCAAUGAGGUGCUGAGUUCUGACAUCCUGCCACGCUGGGCCAUCAUUGGUUGGCUGCUGACUACUUGCACAUCUAAUGUCGCCGCCUCUAACGCCAAGCUGGCGCUGUUCUACGAUUGGCUCUUCUUCAGCCCAGAGAAGGACAGCAUUAUGAAUAUCGAGCCUGCCAUUCUGGUCAUGCAUCACUCCAUGAAGCCCCAUCCUGCAAUAACUGCCACCCUGCUGGACUUUAUGUGCCGGAUUAUCACCAACUUCUACCCAACCCUGGAAGUGAACGUCAGACAAGGGGUGUUCAGCUCCCUUACUCACAUCAUGGAGAAGCGGGUGCUUGCGCACCUGGCUCCUCUCUUCCAUAACCCCAAAUUGGACAAGGAGUUGCGCUCCAUGCUCCGAGAAAAAUUCCCCGAAUUCUGCUCUCUCCCUUCUCCUGCUUCAGAAAUCAAAACAGAAGAGCCCGUCUCCAUGGAAAUGGAAAACAACAUGGCGGAUAAGGAUGACAGUUGCUAUGACAAUACAGAGGCUGCAUUCAGUGACGAUGAAGAGGAAGUAAAUACCAAAACUAAUGAAACUGGAAAGAAGAGGGAGUUCCGCUUCCACCCGAUCAAGGAGCCAAUCAUUGAAGAGCCUGUGGACAUCUCCCCGUAUGUGGAUCAGCUGGAGGAUCAGCUCAAGGACAAGGUGGUGGCUCUGCAGAAGGAAAGUGACAUGGAGGCUCAGUGUGAGAUCAUGCAGGACAUAGUGGAGCAGAUCCUCGAGGACGACUUUGAUACGGAGCAGUCUUCAGUAGUUGCUUCCUGUCUCCAGGAGUUAUUUAAGGCCCAUUUCCGAGGGGAAGUUCUUCCGGAGGAGAUCACUGAGGAGUCUCUGGAGGAGUCUGUGGGGAAGCCCCUCUACCUCAUAUUCAGGAACCUGAUCCAGAUGCAGGAGGAUAACAGCGGCUUUUCUCUUCUGCUGGACUUGCUGUCAGAGCUGUACCAGAGGCAGCCAAAGAUUGGAUACCACCUCCUCUACUACUUGAAGGCCAGUAAGGCCGCCGCUGGGAAGAUGAACCUGUACGAGUCGUUUGCUCAGGCCACUCAGCUCGGGGAUCUCCACACCUGUCUGAUGAUGGACAUGAAGGCCUGCCAGGAGGAUGAUGUGCGGCUGCUCUGCUACCUGACCCCCUCCAUCUACAGUGAGUUUCCAGCUGAGACGCUCAGGAGUGGGGAGCUGCUCAAUAUGAUUGUGGCUGUUAUAGACUCUGCACAGCUACAGGAACUGGUUUGCCACGUCAUGAUGGGGAACCUGGUGAUGUUUCGGAAAGAUUCAGUGCUGAAUAUUCUGAUUCAGAGUCUGGAUUGGGAGACAUUUGAGCAGUACUGUACAUGGCAGCUGUUCCUGGCGCACAACAUCCCCCUGGAGACCAUCAUCCCAAUCCUGCAGCACCUCAAAUACAAAGAACACCCCGAGGCUCUGUCCUGUCUCCUCCUGCAGCUGCGCCGGGAGAAGCCCAGUGAAGAGAUGGUGAAGCUGGUGCUGAGUCGCCCGUGCCACCCAGAAGACCAGUUCACUACGAGUAUCUUGCGCUACUGGAGCCUCAAGUACGACGAUCACUUGGCCGAGAAUAUCAAGUCUCUGCUCAUCAAGAACAACAGUCUCCCCCGCAAGCGCCAGAGCCUCAGGAGUUCCAGUAGCAAAUUGGCCCAACUGACUCUGGAGCAGAUCCUGGAACAUCUGGAUUGUCUGCGCCUCAACCUGUCCAACAUCAAACAGAACUUUUUCAGCCAGACACCCAUCCUGCAGGCCCUCCAGCACGUGCAGGCCAGCUGUGACGAGGCACACAAGAUGAAGUUCAGUGACUUAUUUGCCCUGGCAGAAGACUAUGAAGACUCUACAAAGCCCCCAAAGAGCCGGCGGAAAGGCCCAAUGACAAGCCCCCGCAGCAGGAAGAAUACGGCCCAGCCCACUAACACAGAGGAGGAGUCUGCAUCUAGUAGCGCGUCGGACGAGGAGGACACAAAGCCAAAAGCGAGUAAGAGGAAGCGCAAAGGAUCGUGUGCUGUGGGAUCAGACAGCGACUGACCAAUUGCAAGGAUUGUUGCAGCAAUGUACUGCAGUGUAAGACUGAGCCUCAAUCAAUUCUCUCUCGUGCCAUUAACCUGGAGGAAUUAGUUGGUCCUUCUCCUGGGGGUGAACUUGCCACAUUUAGGGAUUGAUUGCUAUUGGCUGGCCUGGGGGCCCCUCUCUAUUUGGGGUACCAACCAGCCAGGGACACAGACUCCCCUCCUUCCCUGCUAAGCACGAGGGGGCGGGGACAAGAGCCUAUUUUCAUACACAAUUGUAAAUAAGUUCCUCGUGGGCGGGGCCGGACGCAUCUAUUUCUAGAAUGUUGUUUUUUUUAAAGAAAAAAAUAUUUUAAAACUCAAUAAAACGUUUGUCUGACUGUU
Xenopus laevis (African clawed frog) is the source of this 4065-nucleotide messenger RNA. RefSeq names its product integrator complex subunit 3 L homeolog (gene ints3.L). Lineage: Eukaryota; Metazoa; Chordata; Amphibia; Anura; Pipidae. Bases 644 to 3700 code for a protein of 1018 amino acids. Gene Ontology annotation, cellular component: cytoplasm; nucleus. The record is from RefSeq and is a predicted model, not a curated record. The transcript is spliced from 30 exons.